AUGGCGCGUACCAAGCAGACCGCUCGCAAGUCUACUGGAGGAAAGGCUCCUCGCAAACAGCUCGCCACCAAGGCCGCUCGCAAGAGCGCCCCUGCGACCGGCGGAGUGAAGAAGCCCCAUCGCUACAGGCCUGGCACCGUGGCUCUUCGCGAGAUCCGUCGCUACCAGAAGAGCACGGAGCUCCUGAUCCGCAAACUGCCCUUCCAGCGCCUUGUGCGCGAAAUCGCUCAGGACUUCAAGACCGACCUGCGAUUCCAAAGUUCAGCCGUGAUGGCCCUGCAGGAGGCUAGCGAGGCCUACCUUGUCGGUCUCUUCGAGGACACCAACCUCUGCGCCAUUCAUGCCAAGCGCGUUACCAUCAUGCCUAAGGAUAUCCAGCUGGCGAGACGUAUUCGUGGGGAACGUGCUUAA
Nasonia vitripennis (jewel wasp) is the source of this 411-nucleotide messenger RNA. RefSeq names its product histone H3. Lineage: Eukaryota; Metazoa; Arthropoda; Insecta; Hymenoptera; Pteromalidae. The transcript has a single exon. Gene Ontology annotation, cellular component: nucleosome. Gene Ontology annotation, molecular function: DNA binding; structural constituent of chromatin; protein heterodimerization activity. The record is from RefSeq and is a predicted model, not a curated record. Bases 1 to 411 code for a protein of 136 amino acids.